Schistocerca nitens (vagrant locust) is the source of this 756-nucleotide messenger RNA. RefSeq lists its product as uncharacterized. The record is from RefSeq and is a predicted model, not a curated record. The coding region runs from base 1 to 756 and encodes 251 amino acids. Gene Ontology annotation, biological process: DNA integration. The transcript is spliced from 4 exons. Gene Ontology annotation, molecular function: nucleic acid binding. NCBI's taxonomy places the organism in Eukaryota, Metazoa, Arthropoda, Insecta, Orthoptera, Acrididae.
AUGAAUCAAAUAAGACAGCCUUUUCUACUUGGAGGCACUAGAGCCUCUAAAUCAGUUGAAGUAGUACAUUCAGACCUGUAUGGACCAAUGGAAAUUAUCUCAGUAGGAAAAUUUCAAGAAUAUCAGAAAACCGUGGAGAAUCAGCAAGAAAGGAAAAUCAAAACAGUAAGAACAGAUAAUGGAAAAGAAUUCUGUUGUGUGAAUUUCGACAGUUUGUUGAAAAAACAUGCUAUUCUACAUCAGUUAUCCAACAGCUAUACACCAGAACAAAACGGUUUGGCAGAAAGGCUGAAUAGAACUGUUGUAGAAAAGAUUGGAAGCGGCCAUGGUGCAUAUUCUCAAAUUCAAGAGAACAAAUUGGAUAAACAGGUAAAAGAAAUGAUCUUAGUGAGAUAUAGCAAUACUACAAAGGCUAUAGACUAUAUGACCCUGAAACAAAUUAUAAGCAGUUACCUUAGAGAUAAAAAAUGUGUUACACAAGAAGAUGAAGUAAAAAGUAUUAGAAGAUCACAAAGGCAGCUCAAACCAAAUAAAAGAAUUGAUGGUGAUGAGAUUUAUUUUUCUGCUGGAACUUCAGAUCAAGUUGAGGACCCAACAACUAUGCAGGAGGGCCUUAGCAGACCUGAUGCAGAAGAAUGGAAACGUGCUAUGGGUGAAGAGAUACAAACUUUUAAAGACAACAAUGCUUGUGGAGAGGUAAAUCUUCCAGAAAGUGCAAGUAUAGUGCAGUUUAAGUGGGCGUUCAGUCAACAGUGA